Molecule: messenger RNA, 1759 nt
Organism: Sesamum indicum (sesame)
Lineage: Eukaryota; Viridiplantae; Streptophyta; Magnoliopsida; Lamiales; Pedaliaceae
Gene: APG3
Product: Peptide chain release factor 1
Biological process (GO): plastid translation; translational termination; thylakoid membrane organization
Cellular component (GO): chloroplast
Molecular function (GO): translation release factor activity, codon specific
Source: RefSeq, a predicted model, not a curated record
CCACAACAGUGUUCACACCACAGUACCACACUGCCACAGCUUCUAUCUGGAUCCGACCCUAUUUCUUAUCAUACCGUUUGGAAUACACGCCGAGAUCGCACUUCUGACACAACGAUUUCUGUGAAACAGCAAAUAAGAAACGCACGGUGCGGAGGUCGAACAAAAACAUUGCCCAUUCGCGCGUUUAUCCAAAAUCUUCUCAAACUUAGCGGCUACGAGUCGAACAGAGGCGAUGAACAGUUUAACGGCGAGCUUCACUACUCGAUUCUCACCCACCGCCGCGCAUUUCCCUGCACGAGGUCGUUUCUCUGGGCGUUCGUUUCUCAUUCAACCUCCUGCGCGCCAUUGGCGUUCCGGAAGAUGCGUAUGCAUGGCGGAACCGUAUUUAAUUACGAAACUGGAGUCCGCCGAGAAAACGUGGAAAGAAUUAUCGGUGAAACUGGCUGAUCCAGAUGUAGUCUCAAAUCCAAGUGAGUAUCAGAAAUUAGCACAGUCUUUGUCAGAGCUUGAUGAGGUUGUAUCAACAUUUAGGAGCUUCAAGGAAUGUGAGAAGCAACUAGAAGAAACGAAAGCUUUGGCAAAAGAGGCAGGUAAUGAUGAAGACAUGGUCGAGAUGAUAGCUUCAGAAAUUGAAACCUUAACCAAGCAAAUCAAUGAGCUUGAAGAGAGGCUAAAGGUUUUGCUACUUCCCUCGGAUCCUCUGGAUGCGAGAAAUAUAAUGCUUGAAGUGAGGGCUGGUACUGGUGGAGAUGAAGCUGGACUUUGGGCUGGUGAUCUUGUACGCAUGUAUCAGAAGUAUAGUGAACGUAAUUCAUGGAAGUUCACCCCUCUCUCCAGCUCUGAGGCUGAAAAAGGAGGAUUUAAGACAUAUGUAAUGGAGAUAAAAGGGAAACGUGUCUAUAGCAAACUGAAAUAUGAAUCUGGCGUCCAUCGAGUUCAACGUGUUCCACGAACAGAAGCCCAAGGUCGUGUUCAUACAUCAACUGCAACUGUUGCUAUCAUGCCAGAGGCAGAUGAAGUUGAUGUGGAAAUUGACCCAAAGGAUAUUGAGCUUACAACUGCAAGAUCUGGUGGUGCUGGAGGGCAAAAUGUCAACAAGGUGGAGACGGCUGUUGAUCUUUUCCACAAACCAACGGGAAUAAGAAUCUUUUGCACAGAAGAAAGAACUCAACUUCAAAACAAGAGUCGAGCUCUCCAACUACUGAGGGCAAAAUUAUAUGAGAUCAAAGUAAGAGAACAACAAGAGAAGCUAAGAAAUCAGCGGAAAAUGCAGGUUGGGACUGGUGCACGUGCAGAAAAGAUCAGAACAUACAACUAUAAGGACAAUAGGGUUACUGAUCACAGACUAAAAAUGAAUUUCGAGCUUACUUCCUUUCUGGAUGGGGACAUUGAGACAGCUGUUCAGUCAUGUGCUACCAUGGAGCAGAAGGAAUUACUCGAGGAGCUUGCCGGGUCUGUGGGCGCCAUGGCCACUUGAUUAUCAUGCUGCUUUGGAUAUUCCAUGAUUUUACGUUAGAUACAAGGUGCAGAUUGAACAGAUGCAUUCAACAGAUUCAGCUUUACACACAUACUGAUGUAAUGCCUUAUUGGUCCUCACAUCAGCAUUUGUCCCUUCGGUAUAUAGCUGUGAUUCUCUCUAUAAUUACUAUGCCUUGCUUGUUCAAGGGCAACAUAAUCGGACUUGAUGUAAUUGCAAUGGGGAAAUUUUGUGUUGAGUGAUCAAUCCCAAAAUGAAGAACUUGAGUUCAUAUUUGUUUUA